UAAUCAUUAAUUAAAUUAUAUAUAAUCGCAUGGAAUAAUUGCAUACAAUAUGAGUCGAAAAAGUUCAUGUGCUAGUUCCGAUUUUACAAUCGAAGGGCAUUACAAACAAACCGAUUGCUUUGUACCAAAAAAUACAAGUACCGAAGAAGAUACUAAACCCACAGUGCGUCUAUUGAAAAUUCCAAAAUCAGAAAACGGUGCUUGCGGGUUUCGUUUAACGCGCAGUAAAUGGGAUCCAUAUCCAUGGGUAAGCGCUGUCGACAUCGGCACUCCAGCGAAAGUAUGUGGCUUAAAGGCCGGCGAUUGUAUUUUAGAGGUGAGUGCCAUAAAAAUGCAUAGGAAGUGCAUUACGUUUUAUAUUCACAAAUAA
Molecule: messenger RNA, 370 nt
Organism: Teleopsis dalmanni
Lineage: Eukaryota; Metazoa; Arthropoda; Insecta; Diptera; Diopsidae
Exons: 2
Coding region: 50-370 (106 amino acids)
Molecular function (GO): protein binding
Source: RefSeq, a predicted model, not a curated record